Messenger RNA from Rhizophagus irregularis DAOM 181602=DAOM 197198, 186 nucleotides. The record is from RefSeq and is a predicted model, not a curated record. Lineage: Eukaryota; Fungi; Glomeromycota; Glomeromycetes; Glomerales; Glomeraceae.
AUGUCACUUGGGGAAAUUUAUCAUUUGCUUUUAUAUUUGGAAUGGGAUAUAAGCUUAAUUCACGGUGAUCUUGGUAUUGUCAGUUAUACUAAUUCAGAAAUAAGUAGAUCAGAAGCCGAUAAAAAUGCAAGAGCAUAUCUUCAAAAGGCUUCCGUUAAUUCUGAAGGUCUAGAACAAGUUAGCUAA